AUGUCCAGCCGUGUGCGUACUGGCUGCAGCAUCAAGGAAUACACCUUGUCCCCCCACAACAGCCGUGGCGAGCGCAGAGCAGUGGAUAUACUGUCUGUUGAGGUUCUGAACACCCUGGACGGUGAAUUCAAGGGAAAGUACUACCCCUUGAAUAAGAUGACCGAUGCAGAGCAGGAGCAGCUUAUCGCUGACCAUUUCUUGUUUGACAAGCCCGUCUCCCCCCUGCUGCUGGGCGCUGGUAUAGCCCCUGACUGGCCCGAUGCAAGAGGAAUCUGGCAUAACGAUGCCAAGAGCUUCUUUGUGUGGAUGAAUGAGGAUCAUCUGCGUGUCAUCUCUGUGGAGAAGGGCGGCAACAUGAAGGAGGUCUUCAGACACUUCUGCGUUGUCGGUUGA
Molecule: messenger RNA, 393 nt
Organism: Oncorhynchus kisutch (coho salmon)
Lineage: Eukaryota; Metazoa; Chordata; Actinopteri; Salmoniformes; Salmonidae
Product: creatine kinase M-type-like
Exons: 4
Coding region: 1-393 (130 amino acids)
Biological process (GO): phosphocreatine biosynthetic process
Molecular function (GO): creatine kinase activity
Source: RefSeq, a predicted model, not a curated record